CUUUUGUCAGGGACUGUAUUUGCCCUGACAGGCCUAGCUAAUGGAUGUUUCUGUGUGUUAGGAGUGACCCACAACAUUCCCCUCCUGAGGGAGAUUAUCACCCACCCUCGCUUCAUCUCUGGAGACAUCAGCACCAGUUUCCUCCCUGAGGUUUAUCCUGAUGGGUUUAAGGGCCAUCAGCUGACCACAGAGCGCCGUCGAGAGCUGCUGGCUUCUGCUGCUGCUCUGUAUGUGACUGCAGAGCUCAGGUCACAGAAAGUCCUUGGGCCACAAAGAGUGGCUUGCAGCCCUGUGGAGACCAACAGCUGGCAGCUCUGUGUGGAGCUUGGAAAAGAACUUCAUGAUGUCAGUGUCACCAAAUCAGGAAACACCUACACUGUUUUGGUGAAUGAAGAGAAGGUAGAAGUGAGUGGAGAUUAUAACCUGGCAUCUCCCCUGUUGCCUCUGACUAUAAACAACACUACCAGGAUGCUCCAGUGUCUGUCUCGAGCAGCUUCAGGAGAAAUGGUUAUCCAGUUUCUCGGCACAUCGUUUAAGCUACGUGUUCUGUCUAAGCUGGCUGCACAGCUGAACUCUUACAUGCCCGAAAAGGUCCCAGAGGACACCACCAGUAUCCUACGAUCUCCAAUGCCAGGAACAGUUAUCGCAGUGUCUGUCAAAGUUGGAGAUACGGUUGCAGAGGGACAGGAGAUCUGCGUGAUUGAAGCCAUGAAGAUGCAGAAUAGUCUAACAGCUGUCAGGCAAGCUAAGGUCAAAAGUGUCCAUUGUAAAUCUGGAGAGACCGUGGGAGAAGGGGACCUGUUAGUGGAGCUGGAGUAGUGCUCUACCUCCUUAGAUACCUCAGACCAGGAUGUGCCUUCUCACCUGGCCCCAUGAAAAGUGGUCAGGUGCCGCAUUGUCCUUUUAAACUUCUGCUCCUCUUCAGAGCCCCUCGCUGUAGCACUGUGCAGCCAUUUCCAGAGACAGCUGUCUCACAUUGCUGCAGAUAGAAUAAAACAAGUUAUGUAUGUAACUAUGGUUCUAUGAAUUCCCGCCGAUCACCAGAGGACAGUGCUGAACGCACUGUAAGGUUUCUCUGGCAAUCAGGAGGAAUGAAAUGCAGCCACAGCUUCUCAUCCAGUUGAAAAAUGUUCCACUGGACCCACUGUACACUUAACAUUUUCAGAUAACUGUUGAAUUUAUACAUUCAGAGUACUGAACAGAGUAGUCACCCUUGGUAUAUGUACAUGAUUGAAUUAUCAGAUCAAUAAAAAAUAAAUUACUUUCUGACGUUGAUGACAAUAAAAAAAUGUCUGUUUCCAAACUUAAGCAGUAAUCUAAAGUGUUUCUAAUUUAAAUAGUUUAUAUGGUGUAAUGUGAAUAUUUUAAGGUCACCUUUGGCAUUAAACAUGUUGGUAUGAACACAAAGGAUGAAUUUGGUGUCUUGGCAUCUCAAGCCUUUAAGCCCCAUAAGAAUGCAUUUAAUGAGGGAAAGGAAAUAAUUGGAACAACUAAAGCUAAAUGCUUUAGUUUACUCUUGUUUCAACUUUGUGUGCAGGAUUUAGUAGUAAAUACAGUCAUGAUCAAAAUCUUAAGAUCAAGAAGAUCAAAACCACUCACUGUUGACAUUUGGCCCAAUAAGACAAUUUCUAAAUUCUAAAUUUUCUAAAUUCUAGAGUCUGUGAAAGUGUGCAUCCCAUUUCAUCUGUGCUUUUUAAUCUUGAUUUGAUCUUUUACUUUUGAUUGAGACUGUAUGGAAGGUUCAUUCCAUAUUAUUGACACCUGUACUUGAGUUUAUUGCAAUCUCAUUUCCAGUAAUUCUGGUGGAUUGAAAUGAAAGUGAAUUAAUCAUGAAACCCCCACUCUGACUGUAACCACUCCAAGUACAUGGAUAUUUAUAUUUAGCACCAGACUUUGGUGCAUUCACUUGUACAGUUAGAAUGAAACAAAUGCCUCCAGACUUUUUCCUCUGCUGUGUUGUGUUUUAUUAGACAAAAGCAAUAAACAGUUUUCAAUAUUAA
Molecule: messenger RNA, 2000 nt
Organism: Boleophthalmus pectinirostris (great blue-spotted mudskipper)
Lineage: Eukaryota; Metazoa; Chordata; Actinopteri; Gobiiformes; Gobiidae
Product: propionyl-CoA carboxylase alpha chain, mitochondrial-like
Exons: 7
Cellular component (GO): mitochondrion
Molecular function (GO): propionyl-CoA carboxylase activity
Source: RefSeq, a predicted model, not a curated record